Molecule: messenger RNA, 2504 nt
Organism: Chara braunii
Lineage: Eukaryota; Viridiplantae; Streptophyta; Charophyceae; Charales; Characeae
Source: the annotation of a GenBank genome assembly
CCUAGCCGCACUGCUCACCAAAUGUGUUGGAAGUGGAGCAUGUAUCUGCCGCCUAGAAGCGGAGAGAGACAGCCUCCAUCUUUUUGUCCUGUUCGCUUGUUGGUGAGUGGUGCAGCGAGGGAGUUGCUCUCUCCUGGCCAGAGCAAUGUGUGAUACGUAGCAUGCAGCCAUUCAGCUGACAGCAAGGUGUGCAUGCGGUUUUUCCAUCCCACUUCACGUCUGGUACAGGAAAAGCGGGCAGAUGAUUUCCGAAGAGAGGAGAAUGACGCCUCCCCCCUGAUGGCGCAUGACCUAAAUGAGAUGGACGUGGCGCAAAGAGAUAACCAGCAUGAUGCGUCACAUAGGAGACAUGAGGAGCACUGCUCACCAGAUGGUUCUGCGAGGACAUCGCAUUCGUGGGGCGAACACAAGGAAGCGCGGUUUGGGGUCGAUUACCGAGAUGUGGACGACGAAGGAGAUGUAACCGAGGGGGUGGGAGUAAUCCAGCAUCAGGAAAAGAUAGGUGGUGGGGGGGGCGUGGUGGGAGGGGGAGGAGGACACGAGCGACGAACGCGGUCAUCCCGAAAGCUGUGUUUCGGUACCCCAACCGACUCAGAAGAUGCAGCGGAGGUUAUGCCUGCGGGGCGGAGGAGGUGGGCACGGCGAUGCCAUAGUGGCAGUUGUUGCAGCUGCUGUGUGGCUGAUCUUUGCUGCAACGGAAGGAGGGCGACAUGGCGAGGAACGUCCAUGCAGAAGAUUCUUACGGCUGAGAUGGAAUGCACAAACGCAUGGCAAGAGUCGUUGGAGGAGGAAAAGAACAAAAGGAUCGCCCUUGAAGAAGGACUCCGAAAAGAGAAGGAGAGAAUCGAAGAGCUGACUCGUAAACUGGAUUUGGAAAGACGGCACCGACUCCGUCUUGAGGCUGAGGCCGAAGCUGAAGGAGUUCUUCAUCAUAGAGAAAAUGGGCUGCACAUGGAAGAUUCUGCUGCCAUCAAGAGCGGCUUUGGUGCAGCCGAUGAAGCAGAUGAGUGUGGUGGUGACGAACGGCGGUCUCCCGGCUGCCGAACCCGUGGAACAAAAAGGCUGCUUCACGACGGCGGAUCCGACAAUAGCGGGGACAGCUACAGGAGAAUGCGCUUGCGACUUAACGAGGCCGAAGUUGGCGCAAACAUGAAGCGACCGCCUUAUCAGCAUGAGAUACUCAUGCAGCUCAGUCAGAUAACGUCAGACAAGGCAGCGUUGAGACAGAUUCAGACACAACUCCGGCUGCUCCAGGAGGCAGAGGAGAAGAGAAAAGAACGAAUCCGGCGGUUGGAAGAGGGGACUGGAUGCUGGUGUAUGAGUGGUUUGCAUGUUCAGAAUGCUCUCUUGCCGUGUGGGCAUUGCUUCUGUUCGUCGUGUCUGCCAAAGCACACCACAGUCUGUCCCUCGUGUGGGUUGGCAAUCGACAGUGUUCACCGGUUGAUAUUGGAGGUAGAUCUGCAGCGAGAGAGAAAAGCUGCGAACAGCAACAGCGGCAUGGGUGUUGGUGGCCGAGGGGGUGGAUGGGUAGGAGGAGGAGGAGGAGGUGGAGGUGGAGGAGGAGGAACAAGCAAUGGAAGGAUGGCCACUAGCCGAGCCCUGGGUGGCUGCACAAGCGGCAGCGGAAAGGGGCGAUUGAUGGCCAGCGAAGGCAUGGUGUCGUCGACUGCUGUCAUCCCGACGAGCGCCGCAGUCGCGACACCUACUUAAUGUUGCAUUGCCGGACCUGGUACGUCAUUUCAUAUUCCUACAAUGUGGCGUCUGGUGGAUCGCAUCUCCAAUUGUCAUGGACAAGUAACAGGCGAUCGCAUCCCCAAGGGCCCGUCCAGAUCUGCUGGAUGCUCAGCGCCGCCAUGAAGUGACAGCUGAUGACCACCAAGUGCAAGCUGUGAGAGGUGAGGCCAGCUCUCCGCGGAAUUUGUUGAUCGCUCAGAGAUAGUACUGCAACACUUCCGUCAGUUCGGGUGACCGUAUUCUGACGACCUUUUCAUCUCGGACACGCACCCAAGUUAUGCACUUUUUUUCCUAUAACAGAAAGACUGCCCAUUUUGGCAAUAGAAGGCAAGCAAAGAGAAUGACAGGUUUUUGGUCCGUACGUACGGCAACGAGAAGUUUUUCUCUUUCCUGGAACAGAAAGAGUGUGCAUUUUGGCGAUAGAAGGCAAGCAAAAAGACGAUACCCGCCACUGUCUGGUCAUCUACCAUUUUCGUUAUACUCCCAUUUGAUUUCGUUAGUGCUCCCUCAAACGUUACGUCCACCGACAGCAUGAGGCCUCGUUCGCAUGACAUGUCAUGCAUGUAUGCCAUGUAACUCUACCGUCUUCAACCGCAUAGCAGACGUGGUCAUUAUAUCUGUAUUUGGCACAACUUCCAAUCCAGAUACCCGUCUGCCGCUCGAAGAUAUCCCUCAAACAUUAUUACGCUUGUCGAGGAUUCAUUAGUGCUCCCUCACACAUUACGCCCGUCGAAGAAAUGUCGACAUGUAAAUAAAAGCCAGGUCCAUCU